AUGACCGCAACACUUCUUUCAUACAGUUCUAUCUCACUCAUCUCUCUGCGCGCCCACGCUCUUACUUCACAAGACAUUGCGUCAGCCGAAGCGCUCAACCUUUGGAAGCCCACUGCUGCACACAACACUCGCGGUGAAACCCAGCCUUUCCCAUUCAAAGACUAUCCUCACGGCGUAACCGGCACCAUCAAUACAUCAGCCGCUCACAUCGACUCAAUCUUCGACGACAGUAUGUCUAACUGGGACACUCCCGCUGACGACAGCGCUUGGGGCGACGCCGCUGCGCAGCCCACCAUCGCCGUCACUUCAGAAGUCACCCUCGACGCUGCUGAUGCCGCUCAAUUGAUCGCCGAGGAUGAAGGCAUUGUCGAGCCUGCUCCUCCCGCCGCCGAGAUUCGCAAGUCUUCGCUUGUUGAUCUUACCAACGGCAGCCGCGAGGCCGUCACUGCUCAUCUGGCACAGGGCCUGGGUCCUCACCAGCUCUUGCCUCGCUUCGCAAGUGAAAAGUCUGCGCCCACUUCGCCCACUUCGCCCACCCAGCCUAACGUCGUCGCUUCACUUGACGAACCCGACGGCGCCGCCUCUGCUGUCGACACUGUAUCCAGCUCUCCAGUCACUUCCCCUCUGUCUACCCGCAAGCCUGCUCCUCAUCGCAAGCUGCAAGUCAUGGCACAAGAAGCUCCUCUGCCCGAGUCGCCUGCUCCCGUGCCUCCUGCCGUUACAAUCGAACCUGCUCCCAUCGCUCCUGCCGUUACAAUCGAACCUGCCAUUGUCAACGACGACAGCCGCUCAUCUUCGAUCGUCAUCGUCGAGCCCGUCACUGACCAGUUGGACCCCAAGGCCGAUGAAUGGGUACCUGAUGUCGCUGUUGAGCUUUUGCCUCCGUCGUGCCCCGUCUCACCCACCUCCAAGGUCCCUAUCCCUGAUGGCGAGGCCCUCAUUCUGACUACUUGCCGCGAGGCAGAGUGUAUUUUGAUCUGUGAUCCCGUCCCCAAGAGUUGGUCGGUUCCUACUGUCGUCAGCUCCCUUUCUGACGGCGACUUCUACGACGACCCCGUGAUCGGCGGCGUCCAUCAAAAACUACUGUGCAAUUACUCACAGUACUUCGCCGCUGCUUCGGACGCUGAGAGCACCGAUGGCGAUGCCGAGCGUGAUCAGAUCGUGAGCAGCCCCUCCUGGGCAGUCUUCCGUCAGUGGGUCUACACUCACAAGCACCACGCCAAGUCAGCCAAUGGCAUGCAGACCAACAUCCUGAGCAACGAUUUGAAGACGCUUGUCCAGCUCUGGCGCUUCGCUGCUCGCAUUCAGGCCCCUUUGUUCGCAAACACCAUUGCCGACGUCCUUAUUUCGAGCGUCAUCACCGCCGACGAUCUAUUUGAGGCCGCUGAGGAGAUCGACAACCUUCUUAUGAUUGUCAGCUCCACGAGCAGAUUCCGCCUUCUGAUCAGUCACGUUGUCAUCCUCAACGGCAUCCAGCUCGACUACCAGGACUACUUCAAGUGGCCUAGAUCCUUGCUCUGGAGCAUUUUGGCUUGGCUCAGCAUGGGCAAGUCGACUUACGUGGGUACUCAGAUGUACUCCCAGGCCAACCCUUGUGUCUAUCAUUUGCACACCCUCGGUCACAGCUGCAAUUCUUAG
Messenger RNA from Aureobasidium pullulans EXF-150, 1638 nucleotides. RefSeq lists its product as uncharacterized. The record is from RefSeq and is a predicted model, not a curated record. The transcript has a single exon. Lineage: Eukaryota; Fungi; Ascomycota; Dothideomycetes; Dothideales; Saccotheciaceae. Bases 1 to 1638 code for a protein of 545 amino acids.